AUGGCGGCUUCGGUUAAAAAGAUGGUCGGCGUGUCAGACGAGUCCAGCAGCGACGACGAGGCUCUGAGGAGGUGUCAGGAGGCCGUGUGGGAGACCCGACCUGUGCAGGGCAAAGAGGACAACAAUGUGAAGCAGUCUAAACGUGUUGUCGUCGCGGAACAUGAACACGAUGGCAACGAGCUCCAGGUCAGCCAAGGGUUCCGAACGCACGUUGCCAAAAAGUUGGGACAUCUUCUUGACAGUCACAUUUCAGAAACGCAAACCAAGUCUUCAUCCUGUGUGGAAUCAGCAAAAGGCGAUGAUGCCGAUGAUGAAGGAUUUCGUUUGUUUUCUACAUCCAUCCCAGGACAGACAGCUGAGGAGCCUCCAGCUCCGGUGAGGCGUCGGCCAGCUCCUAGCUCAAGUGGCAGCGACAGUGAGAUGGAGGCAAGGCUGAGAGAGGCAGCUGUGUCGCACAAAGACCUCUUGCCCUCUUUGACUCUGCCCUCCACACGGUCACCUCCCUCAACGGAGCCUCCCUGCUCAGGAAUAAUAAAGAAAAAGAAGAAGGUUGCCGAGGGAGAAGAGGGCCAUGUUGUUAAGAAAAAGAAAAAGAGGAAACAGGAUCAGGAGGAAAGUGCACAGGUGGACACUGGAAGUUCUCUGGUAAAUGCUCACAUUAACAAUGAGCAUGGGAUCUCAGAACAGGAACACAAACAAGUCAAAGUUAAACGGAAGAGGAAAAAGAAGCGAGAAGGAAACGGAAUGGAAGAAACUUCGAACUGAAUUUCUAAUGAAUAGCCUUUCACUGUUCUAGGAUGUUUGUCUAUGUUCCAUUCUGUCACAAGCAUGCAAUAAUUGGAUGAUGACAUAUAAUUCAAAAUAUUUUAAUAUUAUUGCCAUGGUUAUACUGGAAAUUACCACAAUUUGUCAUGAAAGAGACUCAUUGAAGUGUGAAAACACAUUUCAAGGCAGAGCGAUAAAAAAGAAUAAUAAUGUUUGAUAAGUCUGGAUUACAAGUUUCUGAACAAAAUGGUCCAUUUCUGAAUAAUACAAAAAAAUUUGAUAAAAAUA
Molecule: messenger RNA, 1053 nt
Organism: Limanda limanda (common dab)
Lineage: Eukaryota; Metazoa; Chordata; Actinopteri; Pleuronectiformes; Pleuronectidae
Gene: c5h12orf43
Product: chromosome 5 C12orf43 homolog
Exons: 6
Coding region: 1-765 (254 amino acids)
Biological process (GO): Spemann organizer formation; negative regulation of Wnt signaling pathway; Wnt signaling pathway
Source: RefSeq, a predicted model, not a curated record